This is a messenger RNA of Colossoma macropomum (tambaqui), 2717 nucleotides long. It is a transcript of the gene mtnr1ab, whose product is annotated as melatonin receptor 1A b. The transcript has 2 exons. Gene Ontology annotation, biological process: G protein-coupled receptor signaling pathway. The record is from RefSeq and is a predicted model, not a curated record. The coding region runs from base 412 to 1470 and encodes 352 amino acids. Gene Ontology annotation, cellular component: membrane. Lineage: Eukaryota; Metazoa; Chordata; Actinopteri; Characiformes; Serrasalmidae. Gene Ontology annotation, molecular function: melatonin receptor activity.
UCCCCUUUAAAUAAAUCAUGAAUGACCCCAAAAAUGAAUGAACACGUGCAUAAACGGUCGUACGUUAAUGUAUAUGAAUGAGGUUCAACUCGGGGGGAAAAAAUCCAUCAGCGCCGCGUGCAGUUCCGCUCUCCUCCGCUGAGAGGCGGUGUUCCCGCAGAGUCAGGAGUCAUGGCGUUUAGAGAAGAACUUAACUUGCCCGUUGAAUAUCACACACACCACCAAAACCUGAUGUAGGUACAAAGCUAUAAAAGUGUGGCCACAUAUGUCCGCGCUCAGCCCUCCACGUCCAGUCGGCCGAGGACUCCGACAAUGAAGGCAGAGAAGUUCACCUCCUCGCCAAAGUGCAGCAGCCGCCCAAUGGAGCCCAAACCUGUGACUGACUCCGAGGACUGAGAAAGUGAGGAUAAAAUGAAAAUAAAUGGCAGCCGCUUAACGAACACUUCUGCUUCGCUGGCCCCCUCUGAGCUCACCCUCACGCGUCCUCCGUGGGUUUCUACAACUUUGGGGAGCGUCCUGAUAUUCACCAUCAUUGUCGACAUACUGGGCAACCUGCUGGUGAUUUUCUCCGUGUACAGGAAUAAGAAGCUGAGGAACGCAGGGAACAUAUUUGUGGUGAGCCUGGCAGUAGCUGACCUAGUGGUGGCUGUUUACCCCUACCCCCUGGUGCUGAUGUCCAUUUUCCACAAUGGAUGGAACUUGGGCUUUGUCCACUGCCAAAUCAGUGGGUUCGUGAUGGGACUGAGCGUCAUCGGAUCUAUAUUUAACAUCACUGGCAUUGCUAUCAACCGCUAUUGUUACAUUUGUCACAGCCUCAAGUAUGAUAAGCUGUACAGUGACAAAAACUCCCUGUGCUAUGUGCUGCUUAUCUGGAUACUGACUGUGGUGGCUAUAGUGCCAAACUUCUUUGUGGGCUCGCUGCAGUACGACCCCAGGGUGUACUCGUGCACGUUCGCGCAGUCGGCCAGUUCUGCCUACACCAUCGCUGUGGUCUUCUUUCAUUUCACCCUGCCCAUCUUGAUCGUCACCUACUGCUACCUGAGGAUUUGGAUCCUGGUCAUUCAAGUGCGGAGGCGCGUCAAGCCCGAGUUCCGGCCCAAGCUGACGCCGCAUGACGUCAGGAACUUCGUCACCAUGUUCGUGGUGUUUGUGCUUUUCGCCGUCUGCUGGGCGCCCCUCAACUUCAUCGGCCUGGCCGUCGCCGUGGACCCCGAACGGGUGGCGCCGCUCAUCCCUGAGUGGUUUUUUGUAUCAAGUUACUUCAUGGCCUACUUCAACAGCUGCCUUAACGCAAUCGUAUAUGGACUGCUCAAUCAGAACUUCAGAAGAGAGUACAAAAAAAUCAUCGUCUCAUUUUGCACUGCUCGGAUGUUCUUCCCGGAAAGCUCGAACGAAGGUGUUGACAGGAUCAAAAGCAAGCCAUCCCCUUUAAUGACAAACAAUAACCAAGUGAAAGUAGACUCUGUAUGAAAGCUCUAGAAGGCUUGGGACACUGUGAACCAGAAAUAUACCAAAUACCCAUCUCAGUAAGCUCUAGAUAAGAGUAAACCACAGUAAACAAUGCUGUACAGUGAUAAAAGUAUAAACAGUAUAUUCAAACAUACAGGGGUGCAGAUUGUUUUUGCAAAUAUUAUGUCUCAAUGUUUACAACAUUUCAUAAUGAAGGAGAUGUAUUUAUUUUAUUUGUGAGAUUUGGCAAAAGAGAUGGGUGCUUAUAAUGCCAUUAACUCCUGUUCAUAAGAUUCCUGAAGUGGACAGUAAGCUGAAGAAACAUCUGGUUAAGCACAUAUCCUCAAUAUUCAUUUGACAAAGUGAUUUGAUUUAUUGACUUCACUCAGAAUUUGACUCAGGCGCCUUCCUGUUUCGCCUUCCUGGUUCUGCUCACAGUCUUAAAAAGGCUCUCUGUAGCACACACCAAAACAGUUUUUAAUAGAGUAAGCUGUAAAUCCGGAGACGGACUUUUUCAGCGACAAAGCUUCUGGGCUUGCCAGCAAAAGUUUGGUCAAACAGCCGUUGUGCCAACAAGAAAGUGUUGCUUUGUUAAAUGCAAAUAUCUUAUGACUCCAGUGGCAGACUGUUGGAUCCAUUACACAGACAUCAUAUAUUUUGUUUGUUUUUGAAGGGUCACUUCUAAAUUUGUAUAACCAUAUCAUAUGUAUCAUGUUAUAUAUUAAUAAAAUGACAGAAUGCCCCAAGUACAAUGCUUGAUGGCUCAUGUACCAUAGCAGGAGUCCACGACUCUGGGAAUACUCAUCAUGAAAGGUUGAAAAUGUAAAGCCGAUGGAGAGCCGAGAGCAGCUUAUUGUGGUCAAAAUAAAUGCUCAGAUAAAGCUGGAAAUGUUCUGUCCAUAUUUCUGCAUGGACUAAAUUCUGUGUACUCUUAACACCUUGACAAGUCAAAUUGGUGUUGGAAAUGUGAUAACGUACAUUGUGAAGUUUACAACAUACAGCCUUGUGCAAAGUCAGAGACCACCUAUAUUUAUUUCAUUUAGCACAAGUGAUUUGUUUUUCAGGAGGUAGUUCUGAGGAAAUUAGAUACAUGAUAAUCUACUUGCGUAAAGUAGGGCAAACAGUUUCAAAAACCAAAGUUGAAACAAUUGUAUAUGUAAAAGAUAGAGAAAAUUGGACUUCUAACAACUACCCAAGACCUAAAAGACCACUGUCAGCAUCAGAUAAACAGUACUUUCUCGAUAGAUAAAAGAAAAUUAGGCUCUGCA